Molecule: messenger RNA, 1655 nt
Organism: Tigriopus californicus
Lineage: Eukaryota; Metazoa; Arthropoda; Copepoda; Harpacticoida; Harpacticidae
Product: endoplasmic reticulum lectin 1-like
Biological process (GO): endoplasmic reticulum unfolded protein response; retrograde protein transport, ER to cytosol
Cellular component (GO): endoplasmic reticulum lumen
Source: RefSeq, a predicted model, not a curated record
CCACCACGCCCCAGGAUCCAUCCGGGGCGGAUCAAGCGCCCGUCGAGACGCUGAUCGUGCGCUCCCAAUGGCAGGAAGAAUACGAAUGUCAGAUUCCCCGGACGCGGGCCAAGGCGGGCUCCAAGUUCCAGGAUCCUUUGGCCGAGGGUGCCAAUGCUCUGGAACUGCUUCAAGAGUUGUUCCUCCAAAAGACGUGCGCUUACCGGUUGGAACAUUACUGGACCUACGAAUUGUGCCACGGCCGACAUGUUCGCCAAUUCCACGAGGAACGCGACGGCAAAAACGUCAAGACGACCGAAUACUUCUUGGGCCGUUACAAUGCCGAGCAAUACGAUUUGGAAUUGAAGGAGCUCAAACGGGAUAUAGAAGCGGGUCAGGCCCGCAAACCACCCAAGAUCAAGAUUGAGACCAUGAACAUGCCCUAUUUCCAAUUGCACAUGACCGAUGGCACCUUGUGCGACUUGAAUGGUCGACCGCGACAGACCCGCGUGAAUUAUGUGUGUUAUCCAGCCGGCCACCACGAGAUGUAUAGUUUCAAAGAAAGCUCCACCUGUGAAUACGAUAUCAUUGUGCUUUCACCCACGCUUUGCCAGCAUUUGGAUUACCGUCCGGAAGAAUCUAACGAGUAUUCUAUAGAGUGUAAACCGCGCAAUUCGAAAACGCCUUACAAACCCCGCGAUCUCAUCCAGUUAGAAGCUGAUAGCCUCAAAUUGCGGAGCGAGAAGAUGUUUGAAGGCGAUUUUAUGCAGGGGAACAAUGGACCAGGUUCGGUCAAGAUCGAGAUCAAGCCAGUGAAAACAUCAGGCGUAGCCGACAUCAGUGAUGAGGAUUUGGAUGACGAGACCGUGGCAUACAAGGACGAUAAUUGGCCCCAACCCGCGCCCAGAGCACCUUUCAAGCCUUUGAUGGACCCAAAGGUAGUGCAAGAGUUUCUCCUCGGGGAUUAUUGUCUUUAUGGCGGAUCGGGGUGGUGGAAGUAUGAGUUUUGUUACGGCAAAAGCGUGGACCAGUAUCACGAGGAACGAAAAGGCGACCGAACCCUCAUCAAUUUGGGCCGAUUCGACAUGGCCAAACAUUUGGCUUGGCUCAAAGAUAACCCGAAUAAGCGACCCAAACCCGUGAGCGAGCGCAAACAAGUGUCGCAUCUUUAUUCCGAUGGCGAUCUCUGCGAUUUAACGGGCAAACCUCGACGCGUUGAGGUCAAAUUGAAGUGUAAAAAGUCGGAUUCGCCCUCGACUGUCAGCUUGUAUUUGCUUGAGCCCAAAACUUGCGAUUAUAUUCUAGGUGUGGAAAGUCCAAUCGUCUGUGAUAUUCUGCAUUUGGCAGAUCAAGAUGGCAUGAUGGUCAUCGAAAAAGAUGUCUUUGUCCGCGAGGAUCCCAAGAGCGGCAACCAUGAGGAUGAUAGUCCACGCGUUGAACCACCUCCUUCCGUCGAAACUACCAUUGAUUUUAAUGACUAUGAUGAUGAAUCAAUCGAGGCCGAAGAGAAAUCGUUGUCGGAUGAGCCUAAAGACGAGCUCUAGGCUCGAAAUCAAGGCGAAGAAUCACUAUUUCCGCGAAGAUCGAAGACAUCUUCGCUUGUUCUAGUGGUCAUUGUUGGUUUUAUGGAAAUAGUUUUGUUUCUGGGUUAGUUUAUUAAAUUUUAGCCCAACCUA